Messenger RNA from Phaedon cochleariae (mustard beetle), 4840 nucleotides. NCBI's taxonomy places the organism in Eukaryota, Metazoa, Arthropoda, Insecta, Coleoptera, Chrysomelidae. The record is from the annotation of a GenBank genome assembly.
AGUCGCUUUCUGUGUUCCGUGGGUUUAUGACGGUUGCAGAUCGGAGGAUCGCUACACGUGUUGCUCGUUGCUCUCGUAUCUGAAACAUCUCGAAGGUUGCUACGCGGUGAUUGUUGGCGGUCUUAUUUCAUUGCGAGAGUCAUAUGAUCCCUUACUCGAGAAUGCUCCAACUUGUAUUUCUUUUCACUUCCUAUCUACCCCAAACUAAAAUGGAAACUUUCACUAUAGGAUAUCUGACAGGCUCACAGAGGAUACCAGGAGAUUUGGAAUACCCCAGACCAGGUCUGACCAUCUCCGGAGCAAUCUCUCUGGCAGUAGAAGAAGUCAACCAAGGUCAUCUGAAAGAAAGAGGACACAAGCUGGAUUUCAUCGUGGCCGAGACAUACGGCGAAGAAAGGAUCAGCGUCCAAAAAACGGCUGAUUUGUGGACCAAAAACGUGUCGGUCUAUGUUGGUCCUCAAGAGACCUGCGAACACGAGGCAAUCAUGGCUGCUGCUUUCAACGUCCCAAUGAUCUCUUAUUAUUGCACACAUGCUGCCACAUCAGACAAAUCGAAAUUUCCAACUUUUGCUAGAACGAGACCUCCCGAUACGCAGAUAUCCAAAUCAGUGGCAUCAGUUCUUACAGCUUUCAAUUGGACGCAUGUGGUGCUACUAUACUUGAACUCUCCAGAUUUUGAGUUCGGGAAUAUUGCAACUAUAGUGCUAUCGACUUUGUCAUCAGCUGGGAUUACAGUGAUGGCCACCAAAUAUUGGGAUACGCCGUACCAUCAUGGGUACUUCAAAAAUCCGUUCUACAAGCUCGUCGAAGAGACCUACAAGGAUACCAGAAUUUUCGUUAUUUUGGGCCACUACUACGAGCACUUGGGACUAAUGGUUGCCAUGGAAGAGAAGAAACUGUUUGACAAAGGGGAAUAUUUCGUAGUCGGCGUUGACAUUGAGCAGUACGACAGCGGCAAUCCAGCGAAGUACCUCAAGGGUCUGCUUCGGGACGAUAUAGACGUAGUGGCCCAAAAGGCCUACAGAAGCUACCUUGGAGUAGUCUCUUCGAGCCCAGUGGGCUUCGAAAAUUUCACGAGGAUGGUUAAUUUUCACAUGGAAAGGCCUCCUUUCAAGUUUCCUAAUCCUCUCACGGUGCUAGGAGGGGUGAAACGGGUAAAUAUUAAGAAAAUACUGCAGAUUAGAGCUGAAGCAGCUUACUUAUACGACGCUGUUCAUCUGUAUGCCAAAGCCUUGAUCAAGGUUCUAGAUGGAGGAGGAAAUCCCAGAAAUGGUACCGCUAUAAUCGAUUCUAUGAAACGAAUGCAUUAUAAAAGUGCUAUGGGUUAUAUCGUGUACAUGGACGAAAAUGGGGAUGCAGAGGGUAAUUACACCCUGAUAGCCAGGAAGCUGUUGAAGAAUUCCACCAACGAAUACGGUCUGUUUCCUGUUGGAGUAUUUGCUUUACGUCGAACCGACUCCAGAUUGCCCGUUCUUCAUAUGACUGACACUGUAGACUGGAUAACUGGAAAACCUCCUAUCGCUGUACCGGUAUGUGGCUUCAAAGGAGAAAAAUGUAUCACUCACACUCUGGAAAUCACUAGUGGUUUUGCCGGCGGCACAUUCUUUGUUAUCCUCAUCAUAUCGCUAAUUUUCUACAGAAACUGGAAAUACGAACAAGAGCUCGACAGCCUUCUCUGGAAAGUCGACUUCAAAGAUAUCCAGAUCAAUGAGGAAGCCAACUCUAGCUCUAAAAUUACUCGAUCGAUUCACCCACUUAUCAGAACGAGUCAAGUUUCUCUCAGCUCUAAUCCUGAUGCUGACUUUAGAUAUUCCAAUAUUUUCACACAAAUAGGCAUCUAUAAAGGAAGAGUCUUCGCGAUCAAAAAGGUGCAGAAGAAGUCGAUAGAUAUAACGAGGGAGAUGAAGAAAGAACUCAAAAUGAUGAAAGAUCUACGUCAUGAUAACCUCAAUGCGUUCAUUGGGGCUUGUACUGAUCCACCGAAUAUUUGCAUAGUGACAGAAUAUUGUACCAGAGGUAGUCUGAAGGAUAUUCUGGAAAAUGAAGAUGUCAAAUUAGACAAUAUGUUCGUAGCAUCACUUGUAGGAGAUAUUUUGAGGGGUAUGAUAUAUUUGCACGAAUCUCCAGUGCGAUUUCACGGAGCUUUACACACUGCCAACUGUCUAGUGGACUCGAGAUGGGUGGUCAAACUGGCAGAUUUCGGGCUAAGGGAAUUCAAGAAGGGAGCAGAUGUGUCAACUCCCAAAGACCCUGCUCUAGUCGUGAACAGUUGUUAUGUUCUUCUCUAUAGAGCUCCCGAGCUGCUACGUAUCCAAGAUAGUCUUUCCAAGGACCAGCCCUGGGGCACUCAGAAGGGUGACGUUUACUCUUUCGGGAUCAUCCUGUACGAGUUGCACAGCAGGCACGGCCCCUACGGGGAUAUCAAGAUGACGUGUGCGGAAAUUUUGAAUAGGGUUAUUCUCUGUGCCAACCCUUCAACGCCCUUCAGGCCUCCUAUAGAAUUUCUGGAAAACAGCUUCGAUUUUGUGAGGGAGUGUUUGAAAGAUUGUUGGGCCGAAAAUCCAGACGACAGACCAGACUUCAAAGGUGUCAGAACCAAGUUGAGACCACUAAGAAAAGGCAUGAAACCGAAUAUCUUCGAUAAUAUGAUGGCUAUGAUGGAAAAGUAUGCGAAUAAUUUAGAAGUGUUAGUUGACGAGAGGACAGACCAGUUACAAGAAGAGAAGAAGAAGACUGAUGCUUUAUUAUACGAAAUGUUGCCAAAACCAGUGGCGGACCAGUUGAAGAAGGGUAACAAAGUGGAAGCCGAAAGUUUCGAUUGUGUCACUAUUUAUUUCAGCGAUAUAGUAGGAUUUACCAAGAUGUCUGCUGAAAGUACACCUUUACAAGUAGUUGAUUUUUUGAAUGAUCUGUAUACAUGUUUCGAUUCAAUCAUAGAAAACUAUGAUGUCUACAAGGUCGAAACUAUAGGGGAUGCAUACAUGGUGGUAAGUGGUCUCCCAAUCAAAAAUAAUGAUCAACAUGCCGCUGAAAUUGCAUCAAUGUCUUUGCACCUACUCUCGAAGGUCAAAAACUUUAUAAUAAGGCACAGACCUGCAGAAAAUUUGAUGCUGAGGAUCGGCAUCCAUUCAGGUCCUGUAUGUGCAGGGGUUGUAGGCCUGAAAAUGCCUAGAUUCUGUUUAUUUGGAGACACAGUCAACACAGCUAGCAGAAUGGAAUCAACUGGUGAAGCUCUGAAAAUCCACUGCAGCCAAGCCUGCAGAGACCUCCUGACGAAAAUCGGCGGGUACCACCUGGUGGAAAGAGGCUUGGUGCCCAUGAAGGGCAAAGGCGACCAGCAAACCUACUGGCUGCUAGGGGAGGAGCCCCACCAGAGGCUGCGGCGCAAGGAAGACAGGGAACGCAAAAGGAUCGAGUCCGACGGCAGGAACAUCAAGAUGGCGCAGGUGGACGGCAACGGGCAGUCGGUGAUGACCAGGAGCUCGCUGAAGAACAAGAACAGCAUCAUCAGGAGCCCUUUGCCGAGGUGUUCGUCCUUUGAGAGCCCGAAGCGUCUGAGGUUUGCGAGCGGCGACAAUUUGGAAAAGAAGAACGGUUUCGCGCUGGACGUGAUAUCCGACAGCCCCCACAAAAAAUCUGCCAACUCCCUUACGGAAACUCUCCACGAGUGUUGCAGCGACCCCUGGAAGACAUCUAGCACCUCCUGUCCCUGCAUAGAAAACCUGGCAAACUCCGCUGCCACUCUGGCCCAAUCACAGCUGCCCAUAGUGACUGAUAAUUUCGCGAAAUUCUCCAAACCUUCGCACAACAGUGUGCCAACGUUGUGUUUGUGUGUUCCCUCUGUAGGUCGUGUUCAUACCUCUGCUCCAUCUAGUCCCAGAAAACGUGAUAGGUUGUUGUAUCAGGAAUGCGAGGAGGCGUUCCCCUGUUUGGAUUGCACGCCUUUGCUGAAGAUAACCCAGCCUCCUGAGUCCGAAACAUCGUGUGUUUGAUAGUUUACACAUUUUGAUAUCUGAUGUACCGUCAAUCGCGGGGCUAUAUCGGACGAUAAUUUUAAUCAUAUGCCAGUAUUUCAUUUGUUAUACGAAAUUUAAGCUAACUUAUGCAUUAUAUGGCAAGAAGUUGACCUACUGAACAUAUUUACAUUAAAAACUUUCGAAAGUUGGCACGGUUAUUUAAAAAAAAAACGUACUCCGAUAUACCCAGGGAUUUGGGGUAAUAUCAGAAGCUUUGAUUUUUGCGCUGAAAAAGUACGUUUUGAGACUGGUAUUUGAUAUAGGUUUGGUCAAAACCCUUUAUCGGACGAUUUUAUACGAAAAAAAAAUUGAAAAUUGCCAUACAGGGUACAGGGUGAUGUAGGUAGUAAAAGUGAAAGUAUACAAUCGUUAUAAUGCAAAUCAACAUCUUUAUCCAUAGAAAAAAAUUGUGAGAGCAACAAUAAUUAAAAAAGGAAAAAUAAAUUACACAUUUGAUAAGAAACCGGAAAAAUAAAAUCUGGAAAUAAUGAAAAUUCAAGUCAAAACUUAUAUAUUAUUAUAUCUUAUUCGAUAUAUAAUACCCCUGAAAUACGUGUUUUGCUGAUUUCGAUUUGUUAGGUAAAGGAAAGACGCAAGAUGAUUUUUGAACUCAUGAAGGUCUUGAGGAGACUGAAAACAAAUCUUAAUAUCCCACUGAAGUAUACAGGGUUCACAAAACAGCAGAAGACAGUAUUUGGCUAUCUCAAUUUUAGCGAAAACUAUGUCUUAAAUGAUUAUUUUUUGUGAGCUAACCUUAAAUUUAUGAUCGAGCGUGAAACGCAUGUACGACUGCAGUCGUACCAUGGAAGGAUAUCUGUCAAUCU